This is a messenger RNA of Arachis duranensis, 1590 nucleotides long. RefSeq lists its product as uncharacterized. NCBI's taxonomy places the organism in Eukaryota, Viridiplantae, Streptophyta, Magnoliopsida, Fabales, Fabaceae. The record is from RefSeq and is a predicted model, not a curated record. The transcript is spliced from 11 exons. The coding region runs from base 274 to 1125 and encodes 283 amino acids.
CAUCUCUUUAAUUUGGAGGUGGAAUCUAGCAGAGGUACGUGGUCCUUCCGAAGAAACGCACUGGCUACGACAAAACAAAGAAAAUCGAUGCUGCUUCUUCCUCUCCUCCUUAGCUUCCUUCUCAAUACGCCACAAACACAAUACCCCCUUUAACAACGCUUCUUCUUCUUCUACUGAACCAACCAACCAUAUACAUAGCAACACAACCACCGUGACAUGAAAAUAGAUUGAUACUCUCUCUCUAUCUGUGUCUCGCUUUUCCCCAAAACGACAAUGGUAGCUGCCGUAUGCAGAUUCGGACGAACGGCGUUCCUCCUUAUUACUAUCACUUUCUGCCUCUCCGUUUUGCAGCCAUUCGCCAACGCGCGUUGCGACUACACGUUCAACGAUGGAAACAAGCUUUACAACUACACACUCUCUUCUCCCAUUCGUCACUUUCCUCACGGAAUCCUCAGUGAAGACGGGUUUUACAAAGUGUCAGUGAACGAGAGCAUCCUUUGGUUUCAGCUUUGCGAUGAAAUGGUUUUCAAUCAUGAUCCUCCAAUAUGUGCUGACUGCUGGGAAUGUGGAGGACCAACGCGAUGUGGGAUGGAGUGCAAUGCACUUGUGUCAAAUAACAUUGGAGGUUAUCAUGUAUGCACCACUCUAGGACGGGGCUCACAAAUAGAAGUUGAUGUUAUUGAUAAAAAAAAUCCCCACACUGGUGUCAUUGUUAAAAUGUCAAGCGGUGGCCUUAAGACCAAUUGUUCGCUAGCUGUCUCUGUGCUUUGUGAUUAUAAUGGAGUAAAAGAACCAUACACUCUGCAGAGAUUGGGAGCUUGUAAUUAUGCUACACAGCUAAAGCAUCCAUCUGCUUGUGCCAUAGUUGUAAAUGUUCAUGGGGGAGGGUUGGGGUGGUUUGGCACCUUAUCAAUUGUUGUUGUGUGCCUUUUUGCUACAUAUCUACUGGCUGGUGCUGCCUAUCGAUUUUUCUUCCUUGGGAUUCGCGGUGUAGAUGCAAUCCCUAAUGUAGACUUCUGGGCCAGCUUGCCUAGAAGAAUACAGAUUUGGUUUUCGUCAUUAGUGAGGAGGUUUAAGGGACCAUCCGAAGGUUACCGAAGCUCCUAUUCUCCGGUGAACUUCUGAUUUUACAUUUUUUGGUUCCGAAUUUUUCUUGCGGGUCCAUUCCAAGAUUAUCUAGGAUAUGAGAAGCACAUGCUGCAGAAAUGGGCAGAUAAGUCAAUUUUUUCAGGUGCCUUCCCUGGUCAGUUUUGGUGAUUCCUUGAUAAUGGAACAUUCUGCAGAAAUCUGUAGUUUUCACUCUAACUUUACCUCCACAAACUUGGUAAUCUUUUUCAAAGAAAAGAAGAUGGAAGAACAAACAGAAAGCAAAAUGAACGUGUAGUGUAUUUCGUAAAGGAAAGAGAAAGAGGCAUUUAUUAUGAUGGAGCUGAUCCAAUAAUUUUGGUUUCACAUUCUUUGGUUAUCAGGUAAUUGAAGGAACUUAUUUUUUUUGUAACUUUGUCUUGCACAAACCAUUUAUUUCAUCCUUGUCCAUGCUAACUUGAAUGGGAUUGGCUUAUAAUAUGAAUUUUUAACAGAUAUUUUUAU